This is a messenger RNA of Pseudoliparis swirei, 2442 nucleotides long. It is a transcript of the gene asb4, whose product is annotated as ankyrin repeat and SOCS box containing 4. The transcript has 6 exons. The coding region runs from base 119 to 1525 and encodes 468 amino acids. The record is from RefSeq and is a predicted model, not a curated record. Gene Ontology annotation, molecular function: protein binding. Lineage: Eukaryota; Metazoa; Chordata; Actinopteri; Perciformes; Liparidae. Gene Ontology annotation, biological process: intracellular signal transduction.
GGCUAUUUUGACUCUCUGGUGGCUCCUCCCACUUGUUGUCCCUCUUCCCAUUUGUCUUUCUUGCUCACACCCCUUACAUAUCUGAUGGCUGGGCUAAUGGAGGCCUCCCAGGGUGGGUAUGAGUGGCACCUUUAUUAAUACCAUUUGUGAGUUUAUUUACAAUCUCCUCCAUGCUGUGUGGAGAGCGUUGGUGUCAGAGCCGGCUGGUCUGGCGGUGCCACUCGAGGAGCGAGGCCCUUCUUUCACAGAGCCCAUGGAGGAGUUGAGCCCCCGACAGCUGGCUGUCAAGCAGCUGAAGCGACAGUUCUUGGAGGCCCUGCAGGCCAACGACGCUCAAGAGGUCAUGCAGAUUCUGCACACUGGGAAACUAGACAUUGACACUGUGCUCGAGGUGGAGGACCCGAGCAUGGUGCUGGCCUCAUACAAGCAAGGUUACUGGCUCCCAGACUACAAACUGGAGAAGUCCUGGGCGAUGGCUAUUCAUGUUAGCGUGAUGCACAAUGCUGUGGAAACGGCUCUGGCGCUCCUUCAGGAAGGUGCCGCCCUCAACCGGAUGCCCAACGGGAAGACGCCGCUGCAUGUGGCCUGCGAGGUCUCCAACGGCGACUGUGUCGCCUUGCUCUUGGCUCACAGGGCAAAGGUCAACAGCCUGUCGCUGAGCGGACACACACCUCUGCACUAUUGCAUCACCAGGGAGUCUGUGGACUGUGCCAAGCAGCUGAUCCUGAAAGGUGCAAACGUGGAUAUGCCCAGCAACAACAACGAGGAGGACACACCUUUACACGCAGCGGCCAGGUUCGGCAUCCCAGAGCUGGUGGCGAUCUACUUGGCCAACGGAGCGUCUGUGGAUGCGGUCAACUCUCUCCAGGAGACGCCCCUGAUGUCUGCAUGCUUCUGGGCUUUUGACGCUAAAGAGCAAAGCUACAGCCAAGAUCACCAUCUUGUCUGUCGCCUCUUGCUGGACCACCAGGCUAAUCCCAACCUCAGAGAAGAGGACAAUAAAACCGCUCUACACAAGGCAGCCUGGAACUGUGAUCACGUCCUGAUGCAGAUGCUGCUGGAGGCCGGAGCCAACACCAGAGCCAUGGACAUCAACGGCUGUGCUCCGAUCCAGUACGUCCUCAGAGUGACUGGUGUCAGGCCCAUGGCCAUACCGGAGCUCUGCUAUCAGCUGCUGCUCAACCAUAACGCACCGCGCAUCUACCCACUCCAGUUCCACAAGGUGUUGCAGACCUGCUACGACUACCCCGCAGCAGUAGAAAUCAUGAUCAACUCUUAUGAACGCAUAAAGUCCACAAAUAAGUGGAGAGUUGCUCUUCCUGAUGACUGCUACAAGCGACACAAAGACUUCUACGACUCCGUGUUUGCUGUUUGCACCAACGCUCCUCGCAGCCUGCUGCACCUGGCCAGAUGUGCCAUCCGAGCCGGCCUGGGUGGGUUCUGCCACAGAGGUGUAGCACAGCUGCCUCUGCCAUCUCCCAUGAAGACAUAUUUACUCCUGGAACCUGAGGGGAUACUGUACUGAUGAAGUCACCUGACAGUGUCAUAGAAACAUGUACUUCCUGUCUGAUGACAGUGAAAAUGCUGUUAGUUGGAGCUGGUACUAACAGGUGUGUCUUUUAUAUAUUUUUGCUCAUCAUUCCAAGAGGAUUUCGUCAGCAACAUACAGAAAUGGAGUAGAACUCUGAUCACAUGACGGACAUUAACACUGAUAAGGUACUGGUCUUCCUGAAGGUGCCAUGAGUGUCAGUAAAUACAAUCAGUCGUGUCUCUCCAUCACCGUGUUGCUACGUACUUCAAAGGCUCCAUAUCUACCCGGCAACCAGCCUUAAUGCUCACCAUUAGCCCUUUAUUGGCUAAACAAACACUUGACAAAGCCCUCCAUAACAAGUGCUGGUUUUUCCAGUGGACUGCACAUAAAAGAAGCAGAAAAACUGGUUCACGGGUUUGUUACUUCUAAACUAGAUUACUGCAACUCCUUAUCAUCAGGCUGCUCUGAUAAGUCUCUUAGGUCUCUCCAGUUGAUCCAGAGUGCUGCAGCUCGUAUUCUCACUAAAACCAAGAAAAGAGAUCACAUCACUCCUGCACUAGCUGCUCUGGACUGGCUCCCUGUAAAAUCAAGAAUCACAUUUAAAAUUCUUCUCCUCACCUACAAAGCCUUGAUUGGUGAUGCUCCAUCAUAUCUUAAGGAGCUUGUCGUACCAUAUUGCCCCACUGGAGAGCUGCGCUCACUAAAUGCGGGGCUACUUUGGGUUGAGGCCUCCUGCCUGGUGGGCCGGCCUCCUGCCAUGGCCCUGCUGAGGAUUUUUUGGGAGUUUUUCCUGAUCCGAUGUGAGGUCCUGGGACAGCGAUGUCGUAUGUGUACAGAUUGUAAAGCCCUCUGAGGCAAAUUUGUCAUUUGUGAUAUUGGGCUAUAUGAAAUAAACUGAAUUGAAGCCAGAA